Nilaparvata lugens (brown planthopper) is the source of this 4067-nucleotide messenger RNA. Its product is annotated as selection and upkeep of intraepithelial T-cells protein 1. The coding region runs from base 356 to 1288 and encodes 310 amino acids. NCBI's taxonomy places the organism in Eukaryota, Metazoa, Arthropoda, Insecta, Hemiptera, Delphacidae. The transcript has 7 exons. The record is from RefSeq and is a predicted model, not a curated record.
GAUUCGGAAGAGUGCAGAAGAAAUUGUGACACGCUCUCCAUAGUUGAGAGAACGGCCUCAAUAGGAAGAAUGGCUCCUUUUCUAUUCGCAGUAGUGUCGGGUAACAAGAUGCAAAUAGGAACGGAACCGUGGCCGAAGCACGGAGAGCCGAAAAUUCACAAGUCUUGUACCGCUUUCUAGUUUCCUUCCCGGUCCGCUGCGAGCGCUAGUGUCGCUCUACAAACGUCGCAUGGUCUGCGCGCUUCUUGAACUCAGUGCGUUCCCAACUGCCAUACGAGCAGGAGUGUAUGUCGCUCUAUUCAAGUGCGUGAUAUGACGUCGUGUCAAAACUGUGUGUAUAUUAUUUAGUGUCGACAUGAUUUUUCGUGACAUGGAUGCCACCAACAUGAAGCAUGUGACAGCCAGUCAUUCAGCCACCUGUAGCUUCUUCCUAAUUGUCUUCUCCUUUGUUCUUGCAACGCUUUUGACAGGUGGCGAAACAGUAGAGAUCAAGAGUCUGAGAGUACCAGAAGUGGUGCAGAACGGAUCGGAGGCAUCAGUCGUUCUGGACUGCGACUACAAUGUUGAGAACAAGGCUGGUCUCGUGGUGAAAUGGUUCUUCAACAACCAAACGUCGCCCGUCUACCAGUGGAUCCUGAACAAGAAGCCGCAGGACCUCGGUGUGCUGAAGGGCAAACUCAACCUGGACUACCGGGCCUCGGACGAUGAGACCAAGAAGCAUCGCGCCAUGCAGAUUCUCAGGCCGACCACUGAGUUGUCUGGCGAGUACAGGUGCAUCGUGUCCACCUUCGAUGGCGAAGACUCCGAGGCCAAGAAGAUGAUCAUUUAUGUUCCUGAAAGGACGAUCGAGCUGAAACAGAUGAAACCCAACGAAGAUAGGGUUAAAGUAGAGUGUUCGGCUGAAGGUGUCUACCCAGAACCACGAAUGACGAUAAACACCAACAGUGCAGGCUCUGAUAGGAAAGAGCCUCCACUACCAGUUGAAAUAAUCAAGGAGAGAGCAGACGGUCUCUUCGACAUAUCAGUCUCGAUCCUGAUAGAAGAUCGGGAACUGCAAUCACCAACCACAUUCUCUUGCGAGCUGAGUAUACCUGAAGCCAACUACACUGUUCGCAGGCAGUCAGUUUAUUAUCCUGGGGCACCUACCACCACUCAGGAGCCGAACAGACUGGAUCCCACAUCGAAUGAAAGCUUUCAGUAUUAUGACAGCAGUAAUUCCAGCUCCUGUUACCAUCUUCCCCAUUGGAUUAUGUCAGCUGUUCUAAUUUUGACUAUUGGAAGGCUAUGAGACUGAAAGAUUUUCGAGGAGUAUUCAGAGGAGGGCAAACGGCGCGCCAAGAUGCUCUUCAAUACACAGAAAAUCCAGCCGAUAGACCAAAGAUUUCAUUGAACUGUGGCGCAAUGAGACAAUAUUACAUCUAUAGAAAUAUCAUUACUGAUAACCCGAGUCAAGAUUUUAUAAUAGGAACUGAACUUGUAUAUUGAUGAAUUUGUGAAAAGUUAGUUUAACGCUUGUGUGUAUAGCAGUUUGUUAUUCAUAAAUUGAAAAUUGUGAGUGCUUGAUUAACAAAGUGUAAAUCCGCAAUAACAAUUAACAUGAAUUAGUAGGUAUACUGUAAGUGUUCAAAAGGAAGAUGAAUAUUUAACACAACUUGUUUUAAUGUAUUCAAGUCACUGUCAUUGUACUUGACUUCAAUACUUCCACCAAGGAUGGAAAUUCCAAUUCGUUAAUUAUUUGUACUUGAUUGGUAAUUAAUGAAUUAAUUUCAAAUUCUUAUGCAUGGCGAGAGUGAAGAUAAGCUUUCUUUCAAGGUCAAGGUUCAUUCACUAUCCAAUCCAACAUCUCAUGCCCAAAUGUCAAUUUAGUGAAACCACUUGGAUAUUUGGCUCCAGGUGAAUGAAAUAUUGAAUUUCGAUUUAUUAAUUAACAUAAUAAUAAAGAAUUCUAAAAGGGCUGAUUAAAUUGCUUAAUGAAUAAGGGAAUUAUUCAUAAGAGAUGGUGGAUUUCUUAUAUAAAACAAACUCCAGAAGCUUUGAAGCUGGAACUUUCAAGUAUCUUUUUAUUCAAAAUGGAUCAUUAUUUCCCAGUAGAAUGAAUAAUGAAAAUAAUAAAUUUUGAAAAAAUGACACUUGAAAAUAGCUCCUUAGCUGAGACUUGUAGUGUUUGUGUUUAUAUAAGAAAGAUUGAAAAGAUUGCAAAUUAUUCCCAUAUAAAUCAAAUAAUAUUAUAUUGUACCGGUAUUAUAUCUUUUACUAUGACAUUGUAGUAAUUGAUAAGUAUCAUGUCAUGGAUGACUAGAUAUCGCAAAUUCCCGUAACUAAGUAAUAUCAAUAUUCAUUUUGCAAAUAAUCGAUUGAGCAAAAUACUGGGAUAUGUAGAAUUUUUCACAAAUUCUCAUUUAAGUAUCUUCGAGCAAUAAUAAAUGCAAGAACUAUGGCCUGUUAUCAAUCUACAUUUUUGACGUUACGUACAUGUGGAGAAGUUUAUAUUAUAUGUUAUGGAAUGGAUAAUAUUGUUAAUAGGAAUUUGUAUAUAAACUAAUAAAAUUACAGAUUUUAGUAUUGUUGACAAAGAAGCCUCUAAUGUUGAUGAUAUUCCUGUCAUGUCUAUGAUUGUUGAUAAUAUUAUUGUGUAUAAUAAAUUUAAAUUGAUUUUUAGGAAUCAACAUGUAAAGAGAAGAUCAGUGUCUUCUAAAAAUUUCCAAUUUGAACAGGGUAUGAUUCACCACUGUACCAAAGAGCUUUUACAAUCUUAUCUAUAGAUGUCAUGAUGGAUUGUAAGGGGCAUUCAUAAUAAUUAUAUAAGAUUAUAACAUCACAUUUAUUUUCAUUAUAAUUAUGAAAAUAGUCUCCCUUCCUUCUAAAAAAUUCAGGAGAAAAAUUCUUCAAAGAUUAAUGGGAGAGUUCAAAUAUUUCAUCAAUAUCGUGAAAACGAAAUAUUCUUUUCUCAUUAUAUUUCAAAACACAAACUGGUUUUUUUCUAUACUAAAUAGUUUGUAUAUAGAACUAACUCAUUAAAAUAUAUUGUAUUAUUUUGUGUUUACCAAAGUUUAUUCAUUAAGUUUGUGAUAGUUUCUACUUAUAGUUUGAAUUUCCUAGUUUUAUUCUAGUCUCAUGUACCAUUUCUGCAAAUAUAAUUCAAUCAACACCCACAAGAGGUGUAUUUCUAAUUAAUUAUGUUUGAAAAUUCAUGACUAUUGAUCCAUCAAUAUGGAUUGGAAGAAUACAGAAUGAAACAAUCGGUUAAUCUGUUGGAUAAUUUCAUGAACAGAGAUAUGAACAGACUAUUUUCAUGCAGAUCAUACAUUGCUACUUUCUAAAGAGCUUAUAAUUACUUGACUACUUGAAGGAAAAAUACUAAUAUUUCAAUUUUUUGUUCUAAUAAUUCUGUACUGUAUACGAUUUGAAUUAUUUAUCAUAUUGUGUUAGCUCUUUUGUUGUUAUUUUAUCUUGAGUGAAAUGAAAGGAUAAAUUCGAUAAAAUAUAAUUUAACUGUUAUCUGAAAAACUGGAUUUUUAAAAAAAUUAGUUUAUGAAUAAAUUUUCAUCAUUCUUACACACCUGUCCGCCUUCUUGUGUUAUUUAUCCCAUUUGUCGAUUAAGCAGACCAAGAAAUUUCAAUUUAUUAUUACUCCAUUAGUAGUUAAUCACAAUUUUUUCUCAAAUUGACAUUAUUUUUAGUUCUUCAAUGUAAGAUCUGGAUGGAUGUGAAUUUUACUGCAGAAAAAUGCUGAUUUCCAACUGCCAGUAUAUUAGGAAUUGAUUUGCCAAGAUUAUUGAGCAACUCUGAUUUGUGAACACCAAACAUAACUUACUGACUUGUUUUAUUGUGGGAGAAGGUUGAUUUUUCUCGUAUCUUAUAAAUAUGAAAAAAACAAUAAAAAAUCAAUAGUUGCUUGUUUUAGGAAAACAUAAAUCAGAAUAAGUGGAGAAUGACUGUUAAAUAUUUGUUGCAUUUGAUUAAUGAAGAUAACAGAUUGUAUAUUAUUCAGAAAUGAAAAUUAAUUUAUUAUUAACGGUUGUUAAAAGUGUAAUCAUGUUUGAUCGAAUAAACAAAUUUUAGAGAAA